This is a messenger RNA of Drosophila erecta, 5344 nucleotides long. It is a transcript of the gene RhoGAP93B, whose product is annotated as filaggrin. The transcript has 14 exons. Gene Ontology annotation, biological process: signal transduction. NCBI's taxonomy places the organism in Eukaryota, Metazoa, Arthropoda, Insecta, Diptera, Drosophilidae. Bases 577 to 4563 code for a protein of 1328 amino acids. Gene Ontology annotation, molecular function: GTPase activator activity; protein binding. Gene Ontology annotation, cellular component: cytoskeleton; cytoplasm. The record is from RefSeq and is a predicted model, not a curated record.
CCGAACCUUUCCACUAUCGAAGAGCCUAUCGACUUUGGCACAUCUUCAGCGCAUAGAUGCAGCGAAAAGCGAAUCGUCUCGCGUUCGAAUUUGUACGCACUGCAGCAUAAAUAUUAAAAAAAGCGCUUUGAACAUGCAGUUGCACAAACGGAGAGCCAAGCAAAAAUAUGGCCAGUGAAUUAUGUCAUAAAUGUGAAAGUGUUAACAGUUGCACUGCAGCGGCAUCCAGAACAACAACAACAACAGUAGCAGCAGCAGCAAUAGCAACAUAAAGUGCACGCAUGUGAAAAGAAGUGCGAGUGUGUAGAAAAAAUCAAUUGAGAAGGAAAUUGCAUACUCGCUAUCGCACUUGAAACGAAAAUAAGUGAAAGAAAAUAAUAUAUAUAUUUAUAUAUAUAAAGUGCGUUCGGGGUGUGUGCGUGCUUGCGCGUGUGUGUGUGUGUGCAAGAAAAGGAGCAAGAAGCAGCAGCAGCAGCAGUAGAAAUAGCAAAAGGAGGCAGCAAAAACAACAAGCUAGAGAAGCCCGCCAGCAGCAACAACAACCAGCAGCAGCCCCCUAAUAAAGCAGAGAAAAAAAUGAGUUCAAGUUGUGAAAGAAUAGAAUGGGUAGAAAUCAUCGAGCCUCGCACCAAGGAGCACAUGUACGCCAAUCUCACCACGGGCGAGUGUGUUUGGGAUCCACCAGAAGAUGUGCCAAUUAAGCGGACCGACUCAUCGCAGUGGUGGGAACUGUUUGAUACGAAUACCCAGCGUUUCUACUACUACAAUGCGGCCACGCAGAAGACCGUGUGGCACCGGCCGAGUAAGUGCGACAUCAUUCCGCUGGCGAAGCUGCAGACGCUCAAGCAGAACACCGAUCCCAGCGAGCGUCGCGAGCAGACCACGCCCCAAAAACAGCAGCAGGUGCAGCACUCUUCCCAGCAGCAACAACAACCCUCACCCAUGUCGGGGCCAAACAAGAAAGGACGUGGCCAGCAGCGGAUCAGCGGGAGUAAUGGUACGGUGGCAAGCUCGGAGGAGAAGCUAACCAGCAACGAAGUGAUCUCUAGUCCACGUGGUCGUCAAAGCUUUCGCGUUGGCACUGGUGACUCAUCCCGCUCGAUGGACAUGCAGCAGCAGAAUCCGCAGGGCUACGCCUCCAGGCGUUCGCAGGACUCCGGCAAUCAGUAUAAGGAAUCGGGCAAGUCCAGCGACUCUAGUCUGUCCAGUGCGCAUGGCUAUAGGCGCUUCAAUGACAGCGGCGUUCCGGGGUCGGGACAUCCGGAUAACCUGCGCCUUGGCUCCCUGCAGAAGCAGCAGCGUGGCGGUGGCAAGGAUAAUGGAGCUUUCGAGAUGCUGCAAGAGAGCACCAGUUCGCAUAAUUUACCGCAUGGCAGCACCUCCACAUCCUCAUCCUACGCCGGUGGCAGUGGCUAUGGGGACAAGUAUUUCGAUCAUCAGCUGCUGCCCAACCACCUGCAGGGCUAUUCGUCCAAGUCUUCGGAUAUUGCCUCACCUACGCACUCCAUUCACACGCCCCAGUCGCAGAAGAAGAAGAUGUCGCCGGAUGCGGCGCCCGCUGCACAAUACAACUACGCACAACAGCAGCAUCAGCAGAGAAACGCACAACGCGGUGGUGGAGGAGCUGGUGGCACCGGAGCCCCAGCGGGCAAGUCCUACGGAGGCGAUCGCGAAUACAAAGUUUCGCUGGCCCGCUCUGGCAGUUUCAUGUCCUCUUCAAUUAAUCCCGCCGCCGCUGGCCACCACAGCAAAUCCUACCGUAAGAGCAGCGCGGAAGCAGCGAAUGGAGGAGCGGCCAGCGAUGACUCCAUGCACGAGAAGUACUUUAAGUCAGUGGAAAACACACCACUCUCUCGGCGCCGUCACACCACCAAUGCGACCAAGAGUGGAGGUGGGGCCAGUGGCAGCAACACGGCCACCAGUACGGCGGGCAGCGGCAGCAGUAGCCAUAAAAAGCACUCGAGCGACUCUAGUCCGCAGAGUCCGAUCAGUCCCCAGACAAAGAGUUCGAGGCAGGCUAAGACGAGUGCCACCAGUACCGUGCCUCAACUGCAGCAUUCACCGCGCCUGCAGGAGCCGAGCCACAGCCUAGAUUUAUUGAGCCUGGAAAGGAUUUCACUUGGAAAACCGGGGCCUAUCUCACCAGGAGGUGGAACAGAGAACCUAGGCCUGUUGACGCACUCGUCGCGCGGGUCCAACGACUCUGCCCGCCAGCGCCCGAAGUCCAAUAAUUCCUCGGCGAACCGUUCGCAGUCGCAUCAUUAUCCUGGACAGAGCUCGUUGCGACAUAGCGCCAGUUCUAGUCUGGACAAACGAGGCUACCACGUGGGAGGAGGGAGUGGCGAUGGAAGGGGGGGAACAGGCGGUGAAAAGCGGCGCUCAAAGCAGCAUCACUAUCAUCAGCAGGCUGACAACAGCGACGUGGAGUACGACAAUGGGAAUACCUCACCCUUGUACACCAAUUGGGACCAGGAAAUGCCCCACCUGCUGCCUCUCAAACACUAUAUCAUCGAGCAGGCGAAGUUGUCGGGUCGCUAUGAAUACCGUUGUGGCGAUGGCGGAGAUUCGGACUCGUUCCACUCGGACAGCCAGUCGGAGCACUCACUCUCAGGACACGAACCGGACAACGAGGACUCGGAUGGAGGAUCGGACACGCAUGGUGGUUAUCUGGAGCACAACUACGGCAUGAUCGACGACUACGCCAAUAUGGGAGACAGCGUAUCCUACUACGCCUACAUGUAUCCGCCACACGAUCCCGCCGGAAGGGAGGAUAUCUCCGAGAACGUGGAGGCUGUGUUGGAGGGAAUUGGCGGCAACGCGACAGAACCUUCGGCUCCAACCGCCACAGCCCCCAAGCCAAAGCCUCGUUACCAGAUCUCAUACUACGACACCGUAUCGCACAGUCCUUCAGCCGGAAGCGGCUAUCACGGUCAGCAGCUUUACUCCAAUACUCCGCCCUACUCUGGGCAUGGUCAUGGUCAUCACGUUCCACCGCCGUCAGUGCCCCACCAGCAGCAGCUGCACCUGGAACCGAGCGACGCCAAGCAGAAGCAGUCACAGACCCUGCCCUCCCCUAACCGACAGAUUUCGCGCCUAGCUGGUGCCGGUCACCAAGGAUCGGGACCAGCUGCAUCAUCCAAAGAAGAGACUGGCCACAGUACUGUUGUCGGUCAACAGCAGGCAAUCGUGGGUACUGUGACGCCAGCUAGUCUUUCCCGACCUGGUCACAAGAUGGCUCCCCCCUCGCUAAAGCCCACCAUCCAGCAAAUCUUUCCACCCAGCGAACGGGCGCCAGGAAUGGGUGGCUUAGGAUUAGGUGGACCUACGUUGGCCUGCAUGAAAGAAUGUGAUAUAGAGAAAUUCGCUGCCGACAAUCUAAAUUUGCACUCGAAGGGAAUCUUCCGGAAGAAAGCAUCUGUGCGCGACAUGCUUAGUUGGACGGCGGAAGCGAUUAGCAGACCCAUGUUGGCUUUGUCUCGGGACAAGGCGGACAAGAAAACGGCAAUUGAACUGUUUAAACUGGUGCAGAUAUACAUGGCGGAUCGCAAGGCGCGAAUAGGCAUGACUUUAAAUUCAGUGGCCAUAGAAAUAAUCAGUGCAUCCCUACCACAGCAACAAUUAAGAGACGAGCUAUAUGUCCAGUUGUGUCGGCAAACGACAGAGAAUCCCAAGAGAGACUCGCUCAUCCGCGGGUGGGAAUUGAUGGCCAUCUGUCUGUCUUACGUACCCCCUUCGCCCACGUUUCAACCGACGCUGCUCAAUUAUGUCAAUCGGCACCGCGAUCCAUCGUUUGCCACGUGUUUCAUGGAGGUUAGCAAGUGGCCCAUUCAUGUGCAAAUCUCGCACUACGCAACUGUGUGCUGUCGCCGCUUGGAUCGCAUAGGUAGCAGUGGACGCCGAAUGGCCAAAAAACCAACUGUAGACGAGGUGGAGCAAGCACGGCAACAAAUCUUAAGGAACAGCAUGUUUGGUAACACGCUUUCUGAAGUGAUGGAUCUCCAAAAAGAUAAAUUUCCUUUCCGUAAGCUGCCCUGGAUACAGACCACACUGUCAGAGCAUGUGCUCCUGCUAAAUGGAAAGCAGACCGAAGGAAUCUUUCGAGUCUCCGCGGAUGUGGAUGAAGUAGGUUGCAUGAAGAACCGUCUGGAUCGGUGGGAUGUUCCUGAUUACAAAAACACAUUGGUUGAUGCACAUACGCCAGCCAGUCUGCUGAAGCUGUGGUACCGAGAACUGUACGAUCCACUUAUACCGGAUGCCUACUAUGAAGAUUGCGUAAACACCGAGGAUCCCGACAAAGCCAAAGAAAUAGUUAAUAAGUUGCCCGAAAUAAAUCAGCUGGUUCUAACGUAUCUAAUACACUUCCUGCAACAGUUUGCCAUACCCGAGGUGGUCAGUUGCACCAAGAUGGACUCCUCGAAUCUGGCCAUGGUGUUUGCGCCCAACUGUCUGCGCUGCACAUCGGAGGAUCCCAAAGUGAUUCUGGAGAACGCUCGAAAAGAGAUGUCCUUCAUGCGCACCUUAAUUCAGCACAUGGACACGACGCACGUGGCCAAUCUGGUCUAAUGGGCUGUUGGCCAAUAAAUAAGGCGAACGACCUACCUACCAACCUACCAAUAUGCAAACGUUAUGAACCUAUCCUAACUUACUACCUACCAAAUCUAACUUUAACUCGAUUUGUAUUUAUACAAAGGAUGAUGCAGAUUAAUCUUAACUCCUACUUUAACUUUAACUCGUUUGCUACUCGAAUUUUCUCACUAAAUGCUCCCAAGACCAAAAGUCUAUGGAUUUAAUUUUAUUUCGUAAUGACUAGGAAGCUUGUUCAGAACAAUGGCUACAACCCCAAAUACUCGACGAUCUUGUAACCCGUAGUGCUUUUCAAACCAAAAAUAACUGAAAGAUGAAUCCAAAACUGAAAACUCAAUGCGUGCAUGCCUAGUUAUGUCUCAAACUGUAGUUGAAUUAAUUUAUUUUGCAUUUUAACUGUUGUUUUUCUUUAAAUGGAAUUUAAAUCAAAGCAAGCAAGCAAGUAAAUACUCAAAGAAACUCCUAACUCUCUACAAUGCGAAGCAAAGCAAACCUUAAAGAACUUCUUGCGAAGCCUAUAAAUAGUUCUAAAAUAAAGCUAACGAUAACUUAAAUUAAACUCUAUAUAUAUUAUGAUGUACACUAUAUGAAAAGAAGGAUCAAGAAGGAGAGCUGAAAGAGAGAUAAGUAAAUCAAAUGCAAUAAGAAGUCAAUGAUGAAACUGCUUAUUAAUUACUUGCAGCCAACGUAGUGCUAUAUACAAAAUAUUUAUUCAUUUGCGUAAAUAAAAGAAUGAAAAUAAAUAAAUAUGAUAAUGUUC